Molecule: messenger RNA, 1434 nt
Organism: Lepus europaeus (European hare)
Lineage: Eukaryota; Metazoa; Chordata; Mammalia; Lagomorpha; Leporidae
Gene: KCNS2
Product: potassium voltage-gated channel modifier subfamily S member 2
Exons: 1
Coding region: 1-1434 (477 amino acids)
Biological process (GO): protein homooligomerization; regulation of delayed rectifier potassium channel activity; potassium ion transmembrane transport
Cellular component (GO): membrane; voltage-gated potassium channel complex
Molecular function (GO): voltage-gated potassium channel activity; protein binding
Source: RefSeq, a predicted model, not a curated record
AUGACCGGCCAGAGCCUAUGGGACGAGUCGGAGGCCAACUUCGAGGAUGGAGAGGUCCGCGUCAACGUGGGCGGCUUCAAGCGGCGCCUGCGCUCGCACACGCUGCUGCGCUUCCCGGAGACGCGCCUGGGCCGCCUGCUGCUCUGCCACUCGCGCGAGGCCAUCCUGGAGCUGUGCGACGACUACGACGACGUGCAGCGGGAGUUCUACUUCGACCGCAACCCCGAGCUCUUCCCCUAUGUGCUGCAUUUCUACCACACCGGCAAGCUGCACGUCAUGGCCGAGCUGUGCGUCUUCUCCUUCAGCCAGGAGAUUGAGUACUGGGGCAUCAACGAGUUCUUCAUCGACUCCUGCUGCAGCUACAGCUACCACGGCCGCAAAGUGGAGCCGGAGCAGGAGCAGUGGGACGAGCAGAGCGACCAGGAGAGCACCACAUCCUCCUUUGAUGAGAUCCUGGCCUUCUACAACGACGCCUCCAAGUUCGACGGGCAGCCGCUGGGCGACUUGCGCAGGCGGCUGUGGCUGGCGCUGGACAACCCGGGCUACUCGGUCCUGAGCCGGGUCUUCAGCGUCCUGUCCAUCCUGGUGGUACUGGGCUCCAUCAUCACCAUGUGUCUCAACAGCCUGCCUGACUUCCAGAUCCCCGACAGCCAGGGCAACCCUGGCGAGGACCCCAGGUUCGAGACGGUGGAGCACUUUGGCAUAGCCUGGUUCACCUUUGAGCUGGUGGCCAGGUUUGCUGUGGCCCCCGAGUUCCUCAAGUUCUUCAAGAACGCCCUGAACCUUAUCGACCUCAUGUCCAUCGUCCCCUUCUACAUCACUCUGGUGGUGAACCUGGUGGUGGAGAGCACGCCCACCUUGGCCAACCUGGGCAGGGUGGCCCAGGUCCUGAGGCUGAUGAGGAUCUUCCGCAUCCUAAAGCUGGCCAGACACUCCACUGGCCUCCGCUCCCUGGGAGCUACCUUGAAAUACAGCUACAAAGAAGUAGGGCUGCUCUUGCUGUACCUCUCCGUGGGGAUUUCCAUCUUCUCCGUGGUGGCCUACACCAUUGAAAAAGAGGAGAACGAGGGCCUGGCCACCAUCCCCGCCUGCUGGUGGUGGGCCACCGUCAGCAUGACCACAGUGGGCUAUGGGGAUGUGGUGCCCGGGACCACGGCCGGGAAGCUGACUGCCUCUGCCUGCAUCCUGGCAGGUAUCCUUGUGGUGGUACUGCCCAUCACCUUGAUCUUCAAUAAGUUCUCCCACUUUUAUCGGCGCCAAAAGCAACUUGAGAGUGCCAUGCGCAGCUGUGACUUUGGAGAUGGAAUGAAGGAGGUCCCUUCGGUCAACUUAAGGGACUACUAUGCCCAUAAAGUGAAGUCCCUCAUGGCGAGCCUGACGAACAUGAGCAGGAGCUCGCCGAGCGAACUAAGUUUAAGUGAUUCCCUGCAUUAG